Saccoglossus kowalevskii is the source of this 1461-nucleotide messenger RNA. RefSeq names its product sodium-dependent lysophosphatidylcholine symporter 1-B-like. Gene Ontology annotation, biological process: carbohydrate transport. Gene Ontology annotation, cellular component: plasma membrane. The record is from RefSeq and is a predicted model, not a curated record. Gene Ontology annotation, molecular function: symporter activity. NCBI's taxonomy places the organism in Eukaryota, Metazoa, Hemichordata, Enteropneusta, Harrimaniidae.
AUGUCUGACGCAGAAAUCGAUGAGCAGUACGAAUACCUAGAGAAGAGGCAGAUGCUGCAGAAUGACCAAUCACAUUCCUCUGUUUGGAAACCUGCCGAGAAACUUUCUGUUUUUCGUAAAGUAUGUUAUGGUAUAGGUGGCAUGCCGGGGGCAAUGACUCAUACUGUCAUCGCUUUCUACAUUAUGAUAUACUUGCUGGAAGUAGCCGAGCUACACCCAUUUUACGCCAGUUUUGUUAUAUUUUCGGGUCGAGCCUGGGAUGCCAUUACUGAUCCGUUGAUUGGAUUCUAUAUGGAUAGAUUGAACUGUAGACUUGGUAAACUGAAACCAUGGAUAUACUUUUCCGCGCCGUUUGCCAUAACAUGUUACUGGUUACUAUGGUCUGUACCAGAAACAUCCUCACAAGAAAUUAAACUGGUCUAUUAUACAUUGUUUUAUUGUGCUUUUCAGAUGUUUCUGACGUGUUACAGCUUACCGCACGCAGCACUUACCAUGUACAUAACACACGACCAAUCAGAACGUGACUCUGCAACGGCAUACCGUAUCUGGGCAGACAUUGCUGGCACCGUUGUAGGGAUGAUUAUACAGUCACAAAUAUUGAUCUUUAAAAUGGGGAGAACUUCACAUGAUCCAUGUCGGACAACCGAUGACGAAAAUCAGACUGAUACCAAGGAAGCAAAAAACGCAUUCUUCCUGGCCGGUAUUAUCAUUGGUGCAUUUUAUGCAGUAUGUGCACUAGUGGUGGCACUGGGAGUGAAAGAAUACCGAGAUGAUGCAGUUGUUAAAAAAAAAAAUGAAUCUUUCAAAGAAAGCUUAAAGACGGUCUUCUCACACAAACCAUACAUAACAUUAUUGGUUACGUUCACAUCCUUUUCUUUAGCCAUGCAGGUAUCGGCCCUUGUCUCAAUACCCAUAUGGCAGUAUUUAAUCACAAAAAAUGGAAAAAUUAAAACAUUCUAUACAGGAAUGAUGAUGUUUGUACCAGUUGUUGUUCUUCUCCUGGUAAUUCCAGGCAAUGAACACUUGUUACACGGCAUCUCUGUCUUCUCUGGUGCUGGUGUCGCAGUCUCAUUUUUGCUGCCAUGGUCCAUGAUUCCUGAUGUCAUCGAUGACUUCACAGUGAAAACAGGCACAAGAAAAGAAGCAAUAUUUGUUUCUUUUUAUGUAUUUUUUAAUAAAUUUGCUUCUGGCAUGGCACUGGGAAUAUCAACUCUGAUACUCGGUUUUGCAGGAUACGACACUGGUGCAUGCACCCAACCACCAAUCGUGGGUUAUACACUUCGGAUACUGGUGUCUAUUGCACCACUCAUGCUGACAAUGUUAGGAUUCAAAUUUCUCAGAAAGUAUCCAAUCACAGAAGACGUAAGACUGGCAAAUAAAAGAGCACUCAAUGAAAUCAGAAAUCAAAGAAAUUUGUUUUCAUCCACGGAAUUUCGCCUCCACAAGCCUCCACCACCUUAA